This is a messenger RNA of Drosophila nasuta, 3794 nucleotides long. RefSeq names its product inversin-A-like. Lineage: Eukaryota; Metazoa; Arthropoda; Insecta; Diptera; Drosophilidae. The record is from RefSeq and is a predicted model, not a curated record. Gene Ontology annotation, molecular function: kinase activity; protein binding. The transcript is spliced from 14 exons. The coding region runs from base 195 to 3779 and encodes 1194 amino acids.
AAUACAAAUUUAAAACAAAAAAAAACUGUGCUAAUUUAGUGUAAAAUAGACAACGAUUUAAUGUGCCGAUUAUAUCGCGACUGGAGCCAUGUGCAGAGUCGAGGACUCUAAGGAACAGCGUCCCAGUCAAAGAUCUAGCCAAAGCGAAGCCAAUAGAAGUAUUUGAAGCUGAAACUGUUUUCGAGGAUUGAGGCAUGCCACCAAAGCGAAGACGUCGAUUUCAUGGCCUUUAUUACCAUUCAUCGCCGCCAAAGGUUAUGCCAAUGAACGGACAGGCGGCGGGCCCCAAUGGCGUUAAGCGGCGUGAGAACGAUGAUUUCUCGGUGAAGCUAUCGACCAUUCGAAUCUGGAUACACGAAAAGGACAUUGCCAAGCUGACACGCAUUCUGUGGGCGGGCCAGGGACAACGUCUCUGCCAGCAGGCCAGCAACAAUGGGCGUGUUAAGCGAUUCCUCGCCGCUGUGCCCCAUGUCAUGAAUGCUAGCAAGGAUCUGCAUCAGGCGGUGAUUGACAACAAUCUGGAGACACUGCAAUCGCAGCUGGAGCCUCCGGUGCCCGCUGCGCUCGUGACAGCCAAGGAUGGCAACGGUUUGAAUGUCAUACACAAGGCCGCGGGCCUCGGACAUACGAAGAUCUUGGAGUAUCUCAUCGGGCUGUGGCCGGAGGGGGCACAUGAGAUCGAUAUUACGGGCAAGACACCGCUGCAUUGGGCUGCCAGUGCCAAGAACAAUAUGCGCUGCUAUACGCUGCUCACACAGGCUGGCUGCGAUGAGGAGGCCUUGGAUUACAAAAUGAAGACGCCCGUCUACUAUCGCCACAAGCCGCACGAAAUCGAGCGAGCGUUCCUUGUCUAUGUGCCCGAGGCGCCGCGCAUCUCCCCCGACAGCGUCACCGACUGGGAGGCUCUCAGCGAUGAGGGUAACGACAGCAGCGUUGGCGGCGACGCCAGUCGAAGCAGCAGCAAACAGAGCAAGAAGUUGAACAUUAAACCGACGGCCGCUGUAAAUGGUCGUAAAUCGUUGGAUGACAGUGCCGAGAACACCUCGGAAUUGGACACGAAUGAUGGUACAAGUGCCAAUGAGGAUGAUGAUUUGUCCAAGGCGGAUGCGGAAGUGGAACCGUUGCCAUCGCAGAAGCGUCGACCGGAAACGCCAGCUGCAUUGGCCGCUGCUGGCGAUGCCAGCGAUGCAGCCGAUGCUGGCGAUACCGAGAGCGAAGCUGAGAAUAUUGCAAGAGCUGUAAGCGAUGAUGAUAAGAUUGAGGCAGAGCCAGCAGCUGAGGAGAACCCAACGGAGGCGGAAGCGGAGACGGAGACAGAGAUGGAGAAUGGCACAGCAACUGAAGAGGCCGAAGAGACAAACGGAUUGAAUGAGAUUGAUGACAAUGUUGAUGAUGUUGAUGCUGAGAGUGAGCAAAAUGCAACUGAAAAGACUGAAGCAAUUGAGAACGAUGUGGAAACAGUAGCCGAGGCAGAAACCGAACCCGAAUCGGAACCAGAACCUGAGAUUGAAAAAGAAAAGCAAGCGGAGACGGAAGCAGAAGUGCAGCUGACAAACGGCGACGAAGCUGAGGAAAAUGUGGAACAAGAGAAAGCUGCUGAUGACGAGGAUGAAGAGGACGAUGAUGAGGAUGUGAUAGCGCCGACGCCAAGCGGAAGCCAACAACAAGAGCAGCAAGAGCAGCAACAAGCGAAGCAACAGGAGCAGCAACCGGUCGAACUGGAUCAGGAUCUAGUGCCGGACAAUGAUGGUGGCGACUCGCUAACCUCCUCGCUGGCCAUUGAGGGCUUUGUCCAAGGCGCCUCCGAGGAUUAUACAGUUCAGUCUCAAACUGCAGCUUAUGAAGUCGAUGAAGAUGCGCGACUGCAGGAGAUUAUUGAGUCCGGCGACAUGGAGCAGUUAGCGGAGAUUGUGCUGAAUGGCGAGGGCGGACGUUUGCUUAGUCUGAAGUCCAAGGAGCCUGAAAUCCAAGCAUUUCUCAACAAUGUCCCCAGCUAUAUGGAGAAAAUCCAUCGCGUGCAUGACGCGGCACGUGACGGCAGUUUGUUGGCGUUGCAGCAGGCUUUGGAUCGCCGGAAGUUUGCCAUUGCCAAGAACGACAUAUCGCCAAAUGGUGCAACACCGUUGCACGUUGCCGUUCUCUUUGGACACAGCGAUAUUGUACGCUAUUUGGCUUCGCGCUUUCCGGAGACCAUGGAAAUUACGGAUAAUGACGGACGCACGGCGCUCCACUAUGCGGCCACAAUUAAGGACAAUGGCCACUUCUACAACGUCCUGUCGCAGCUGGGCGCCAAUCCAAAGGCUGUGGACAAGCUGGGACACACGCCAGAGUUCUAUGUGGAUAUGGAUAAAUCCAAGGAUGUUCUCACCUACUCGGAGCUCUUGACCAUUUUUGGGGCCGAGGAAAUGGAGAACCAGUUGCUCAGCGAUCAAGUUCCCGAUGAUCUGCACAGCGCACGACGCGAGCUGCAGGAUGGCGAAAUCGCGCGGACUUUGGAACGUUGCUUCAGCGUCAUCACGGAAUCGGGCAAACUCUUGAGCGGAUCCCGAGCCUCGGCUUUAUCGCAUCGCAAGCCAUUGAGCGCCUCGGCCUUGCAGCUAUCGGUUACCAGCUAUUUGAGCCGCUUUUUAAAGCGUGCUGUCUACGAUAAGAUCAAGCGACGACAGACGCGACUCGAUCACAAUCUCUUCGAUGUGUUGUGGCCGGCGAUGAGGAAGACAUCGAAGUUGCGCCACCUGGAGGAGGAUAUCAAUUGUGGCAUUAUUGCGCCCGAUUUCGAUGUGUUUGUGGUGUUCCAGGAGUUUCUGGUGCCAUUUCUCAAGGACAUGCAUUGCCUGAACAUCGAUGCCGACUUCAAGCCGCAUCCACGACUCGCCUACUUUCCCAUGGACAAUGGCGAGCGUCUCAAUACGGCGGCAUUUGUCUUUGACGAUGAAUCGCAGCUGGUCACGCGCUGCAUUGUGGAGGCAUCGCGUAAUCUGGAUCAACUGGAGCUGCCGCUCAACCUCACAAUUGGCCAGAUCGAGCAGGCCGAGCGUGUCAUGAUGAGCAAAAUAUUCACGGCCAACUUUGCCGAGGCCAUUGGCGAAACCGAGUCGGGCAGCUAUUACACUUUGACAGAGCUAAUGGAGCCCGACUCUGAGGUGGCCAGCAUGCUGAACAAUCUGGGUCUAAUGAUACCCGUGCUAGAUACGACCGAUCAAGUGCAGGCUGCCGAGUCCACAGCUUUCAAUGGCGCCCUUUGGCCUUAUGGUCGCGGUGUCUACAUUAAUUCGGCACAGAAUAUGGCGCUGUGGCUGAAUUGCUUGGAGCACCUGCGCGUCAUCUCGUCCAGCAGUAGCAAGGAGCCGGCGGAUAUGGGCGCUGCUUACACUCGAGUGGGUCGAGCCAUUUCCUAUCUGGAGACACAGCUGCACUUCAAGGAGAGCUAUCUGCUGGGCUAUCUGCAAUCCCGUCCGGCUUUUCUUGGCACUGGCCUCAAAAUGACGACAAUCGUGAAGCUGCCAAAUCUGAUGAAGGAAAUGGAUAAUCUGCGGCAUCUGUGUUCGGUGCGAGGACUUAGCAUGGUGACGAAUCGUUUGUCCAAGUUGACUGUGCGUCUGAUCAACAUGCAGAGCAUGGGAAUUGUGGAGUAUGUGCUGUUCCAGGAUUAUUGCACGGCUGUUACCAAUAUCUUGUCGUUGGAGAAGGAUAUGUCGCUGACAAAUUCUAAGCAUAUUGCCACGAUGCUGGUGAAGAUCUUUAAGCGCAAGAAGAACAGCUUGAUCGACCGCAACUGAUCGCAGAUACAAGAU